AUUGGCCGGUUUCUCUGCACCUGCUCAACCCUCCAGCCAAUCACGCGCUCCGCUCUGUGUGCUCCAAGAUGGCGGCUUCCAGUACUCGCAUCAAACUCGGUCGCGUUUGAAAGCUGAAGAAAACCCUCAACCGGAGGUUUAAAACCGUGAGGAGGUAGACCAGGAAGAGCCGAGCGGAGACACGACACCGACAGUUCACACGGAGACGGUUUCCCCAUGGUCUGCGGGAGCUGGGAACCGGUGUCGGUGUCGCUGUGACGGGGGUUGUUAUCCGAGUAUGGCCACCGAGAACAGGAUCAAUUUUUGGAGGAGAAACGCAAAGGUUCCCGGAAGUGUUCAACCAGUUUAUGGAGCACAGCAUCCCCCUCUCGACCCUCGGUUACGACGCACGUAUCCCAAAGAAACAAAGCCCAAAUUCAACAAUCUCAAGACUAAAAAAGCAUCCAGCUUCCACGAGUUUGCCCGCAGUACAAAUGAUGCCUGGGACAUCGACGAUGAGGAGGAUGAGGAUUUCCUCUCCCCUGCUUCGUCUCUCCCUUCAGGCCUGCACUCUGGGUCCUCUCAGAAUCAGCAGCAGCAGCAGAACGAGGUCAGUGACUCAGAGACCGGGGUCUCACACAGACCGGCCCCUCACAGGACAGAAGCUCCGACCCUGCAGGAGGAAGAGGAGGAUGACGACGAAGAGUGUGAGCACAUCAACGGCAAGGUGGUCAAAUCGAGCAGCGACGCCCACCUCAGCACGUCCUCAGUUCGCUCCACGCUGCAGAAGCAGCAGUCUCUCCCGGUCCGUCCCAUCAUCCCUCUGGUCGCUCGCAUCUCAGACCAGAAUGCAUCCGGAGCUCCACCCAUGACGGUGCGAGAGAAGAGCCGGCUGGACAAAUUCAAGCAGCUGCUGGGGAGUCCCAACACUGACCUUGAGGAGCUCAGAAAGCACAGCUGGUCGGGAAUACCAAGAGAGGUCCGGCCAAUCACCUGGAGACUCCUCUCUGGUUACCUUCCGGCCAACAAGGAGCGCAGGGAGCUGGUGCUGCAGAGGAAGAGGGAAGAGUACUUUGGCUUCAUCGAGCAGUAUUAUCACUCCAGAACAGACGAGCACUUUAAAGACACAUACAGACAGAUCCACAUCGACAUUCCCAGAACAAACCCUCUGAUCCCUCUGUUCCAGCAGCCGGCUGUGCAGGAGGUGUUUGAGCGAAUCCUCUUCAUCUGGGCAAUCCGUCACCCGGCCAGCGGAUACGUUCAGGGGAUCAAUGACCUUGUCACACCUUUCUUCGUCGUCUUCCUGUCUGAGUUUGUCACCGAGGACGUGGAGAACUUUGAGAUGGCAGCUCUUCCUCUGGAAACGCAGAGAAACAUCGAGGCUGACAGCUUCUGGUGCAUGAGCAAGCUGCUGGACGGAAUACAGGAUAACUACACCUUCGCUCAGCCAGGGAUCCAGAAUAAAGUAAAAGCUCUGGAGGAGCUCGUGAGCAGGAUAGACGAGGACAUCCACAAUUAUUUCAAGAGGUACGAGGUGGAGUAUCUGCAGUUUGCUUUCCGCUGGAUGAACAACCUGCUGAUGAGGGAGCUUCCUCUCCGCUGCACCAUCCGUCUGUGGGACACCUACCAGGCUGAAGCAGAAGGUUUCUCUCACUUCCACCUCUACGUCUGUGCAGCUUUCCUCAUCGAGUGGCGGAAAGAAAUCCUCUCCAUGGUUGACUUUCAGGGCCUUCUUAUGCUACUGCAGAACCUUCCCACAAUCCACUGGGGUAACGAGGAGGUGGGUCUCCUGCUGGCUGAAGCUUACAGACUGAAGUACAUGUUUGCAGAUGCUCCCAGCCACUACAAGAGAUAGAAACUGACUCACAGCACAAACAGACUUUACAUUUCAGACUGAGCGAUGGGGACCUGAUGGAGACCUAGUGGAGACCUGAUGGAGACCUCAUGGAGACUCUCUGAGGUGUACCUGAGCAGCGUCUCCAUUUCCUCCUCUGAUCUUUGUGGGAAAAAAACAAGUCCAGUGAAUGCCUCACUGGUGUUGUGUUCAUGGUGCACACAGAGCUCAGACACCAUGAGACUCUUAUUGUGAAAGGACUGUUACAGUACGAAUAACCACAGCUGGAUUAGUCUUAUUGUUUUGGCUCAUACAGCCCUGAUUGUAUGCUCAGAAGAACACACUGUCACAUGACGGGAUGGUGAAUGUUUCCGAGUUCAUCCUUUUCUUUUAUUUGAUUAGUUUGUUUUUUCAGAUUUGAUGAUGAUAUGUUUUAUGAGGGAACAUUUUAUAUGUAACCAAGUUAUUUUAACUGAUAAGUCUGACACUGUAAACUGUUGGAAAUAACAUGUCCCUGAUUAGAGAGUCAACGUAUGAUCUUUGGUUUAGGGUCACAGAGUCUGACCCUGCACAAUCAACUUAAACAAGCCCUUCAUUUGGACAUCAGUUAGUUUAAUCCUUCCCUCUGUGAUAUUUUAGGUCGUUCUAUGGCAUAAUAUUAAUUCUAAAAAAACUGGGAAGCUGUUUAAUAUUGUAAGUCAAAAUAAAUGGCGAGUAAUUCACAAUAAGGGUAUCUUUACAAAAACAAGAAUUUGUUUAACCUUGAGGAACCUCAAAUAUUUUGUCCUUGAACUGUUUUGAAUUUAGAUAUAUGUAAAAAAGGAUUCUUCAUUCUGUUUUUGGAAUCAAUGUUGUACCCCCUGACUGUAUUUUAAGAUGGAUAACCUCUCCUCACCUCCUCCUGAGGUACAAGAGUAAAGCCAGAAAACCGCUGUGAGUCAGUGAGAGUCCGAACAGAUUCUUGUGUGGGUUUGAAGUACUACUGUGGUAAUCCGGUACAUACAGCGCUGCAGGAUCCUCAUUGGUCAAUACAUCUGUCAAUUGUGGUGUGUGGAAAGAGGGUCCCACCCCUUUGAUUUCAGAAUUCCAAGAGAAAAGUCAAAAUUCUGGAGAAAAGUUGUCUAAAAUAGGAGGCGGGGCUUGUGACCAACUGCAGAGGGAGCUCUGAGUCUGGCUUCACUCUUACGGAGAUGUCAUGUCAUCCAUCUUUUCAUACAGUCUGAGGUCGGACCACAGAGCAUCAGAUACUCAUGUCUUUUUUUUCCGGGUGUUUUGGGUGAAAGAAGGAAAAACUGAUUUUGAUCAGAUUUCCUUUUUUGUGAAUUUUCCUCUGAUGCAUCAAAAGUAGUCAAACCACAGAAACCUUGAACCUGCUGGUUAAUGUAGCUUUGAAAUUCCCUCUUAGUCUCUCAGCUGACAUAGCUUUACUUUAAUUUUAGAAGUGAUUAAGAUAAAUCUAAUGUCUUAAAUUUUAGACGCUGAAAUACGUUAGUUUUAGAUUUAGGAGUAUCCUAUCAGUCACACUGCUCCUGAACUUGACUGAACUGAGCGUGGUAGUGUUAAAAUGAUUCAAUGCUGACCUGUGAAGUAUCUGGUUAGAUACCUGUUGACACUGUAAACGUAGUUGAAUAUAUUUUAAAGAUAGAGGAUGAGCCUCCUUCAGUGUUUGUCUGUACUCCAUUUUACUUGAGACAGUCCUGUGGACGCCGUGCAGCUCAGAGGGACGAUGAUGCCUUUGUUUUGUUCUAAAGUGAAAAAUGGAUCAGUACCUGUGUUAUCUUUAACUUCAGGUCAGACGUGAUGAUGAACAUGUGUGUGUUAUGACUCAUCUACCUUCAUUUCCAGUGAUGACUAUAACACCGUGUGUGUUAUGUGAAGUAUGACAAUCAUUAGCUUUGGUACUUGUUCUGACAUCUCUUUUGAUUUUAGUUUGUUUAUAGAGUUUAAAAUCAGGAUUUAAUGAGCUCACUCUGGCUCUCCCCCUCGUAGAUUAAAACAGUUAAUUUGGAAACCUUUCAUGGUAAGAAGUAGUCUUCAUGAAUAUCAGGAUCAGUUCAGUCUGUCUGAAUGUGCAGUCUAACUGUAGCCUGCAGCCUGAGCUACGUCACGGUGUUAUCUUCGGUGUGGUGUUUAAAGACUCUUCAGUAGAAUCAGAGAUUUAGAGUUCUGUUGUUUUUGCAGAGAUUAUUUCUGCACAUGUUGAAUGUCUCUGUGUUACACUUUGUUCGCCUUUAGCCUUAAACUGGUUUCCUUCAUUCAGGUGAGCCGACUGAUUGUGUCUCUACCUUCCAGGUGUGUUUCACGUCAUGCUGUUUUCAUAUCCUCAGAUCAUGAUGGUGGUGUUAACUGAAGGCUGUGUUCAUGCUGUUUCAACAAUAAUACGCCAAACCUGUUUUAGAGUGCAUCGUUAGCUUCAGCCUGAUGAAGAGUCAUUAAAUUAUUACAGUACCUGCUGUAUAUUAACUUUCUGUUUAUAUUAAACGAUUGUAAUUCUUCA
This is a messenger RNA of Notolabrus celidotus (New Zealand spotty), 4310 nucleotides long. It is a transcript of the gene tbc1d22b, whose product is annotated as TBC1 domain family, member 22B. The transcript is spliced from 14 exons. The coding region runs from base 278 to 1834 and encodes 518 amino acids. Gene Ontology annotation, biological process: activation of GTPase activity. The record is from RefSeq and is a predicted model, not a curated record. NCBI's taxonomy places the organism in Eukaryota, Metazoa, Chordata, Actinopteri, Labriformes, Labridae. Gene Ontology annotation, molecular function: GTPase activator activity.